UCGAAGUCAUUGUGCGUGAAGUAGGUAGGCUUAAUCUUCCCAUUUUCUAUCCGUACUUUACUACAGCGAAACGGGAAAAUCACGUUGCGGUUUUUUUUUGUAGAGGUGAAAAAUGGGAGAAUUAUUACGCUUGUGUCGUGUUUCUUUGUUCUUAACAGUACUUUGUGCUGCUGAUAUAAGUGAAGGGAACUCUGGUUUAAAUACAAAUCCAUAUCAUGAAGUGCUGGAAUUCUAUGAUUUACAUUCGGAACAGUCAUUUACACAGUCAUAUUUGGAAAAGCUUGUGCAUGACUUUGUUGACAGGAUACCAUGCUUAGAGAACACACAAGACAAUGGCAAUCGGAGUUGUUCUGAUAAUAUCUGCUUAAAUGUCUCGUGGUUGUUAUCAGCUACCAAUGAUGGAAACUUAUCUUACAUCUCGGAGCAGACAUUUCUAAAUAUCUCCAUAGUUUUGUUAGACUUGGCUAUUAAUUCUAACACAACAUGUCACACUGUUAUUGACGUUGGAGAAGAAGAGUUUGACACACACAAGAACGAUCUUAUAAGUAAAUUAAGACAAAGCGAGGAAAAUGAGGGUUUGCAAGUCCUCACAUUUCAACGCACAUUGGAAACCAUAGUCUUUGCUUCUCACGACGAGGAACACGAUGAAGAACACGAUGAGGAACACGGUGAGGAAGACGGUGAGGAACACGAUGAAGAACACGAUGAGGAACACGGUGAGGAACACGGUGAGGAACACGAUGAGGAACACACACAUGAUACUGAACACGAAGAAAAUGACGAUCAUCAUGGCGAUAAUGGACUCCUUUUUCAAGAAAAGUGUUUAGGGGCUGACGUUGUUUUCGAUCUACUAGGAAUUGCUUUAGAUGAUAAAAUUACCGACGGCAAUAUAGGAAGUAUUGCCGGACUUGUUGUAUAUCACAUAAUAGAUGGAGCUAAUAUAUCACGUGACUGUCGAAUAUUACCGAGAGCGGACUUCUUUUUUGAAGAGCUAGAUCACAUCUAUGGUAACGGUAACCAUACGCUGGGUACCAGAGGAUUAUCAGAAGUGAUGGAAGCGCUUGAAAUAGGAGGUGCGCAUGCGCAAUCAGAAACAGAAGAACAUGGCCAUGAUCACAGAAGAAAAAGAAGUGCAGACAUGUCUCCAAUGCUGCAUAAGGAAUCCUGGGAGAAGUCAUGUUAUACGGAUGAGCAGCUUCUAGCUAUAUUUCACACGGUUGACGACGACAUUUCUGAGGAAACAUUUAGUACUAUAUGCCCAGCUUUGAUACAGCAGAAGUUGUCGGGAGCAUGUGUAACAAGUGAGGAAGUUGCAACAACUGUUGAAGAUAAGCCUUCAACUGUAGAAAAGUACGGAUACGGUAGCCUAGCAACCAUCGUCGUAUGUUUAUGUUCAGUGAUUGGAGCAUUUAUUGUCAAGUUUACUAGUGAUAAAGCAUAUGAAAUAAUCAUGGCGUUGUUUCUUGGACUUGCCGUCGGAACACUAUUUACAGAUGCUAUGAUUCACCUUCUCCCGAUGGCGCUUGGACUUCACGGUCAUUCCUCGGACGGUCAUGAUGAACACGGUCAUGAAGGUUCCGGUAUUGUGGUAGAGGAAUAUGUCUGGUUCUCCUUAGCUGCUUGUGCCGCGUUGUAUUUCUUUUACCUUUUUGAGAAGACAUUGACGUUGGUUCGAGGACAGAAUUUUCACAGUCAUGGACAGAGCAGAUUUACAGAAGAACAAAAACACGAGCAAGAAAUUAAUGUUUCUAAAGCUGAAAAAUAUAAAGUUGAUUCAAAAGAAGACUCGGACGGUAACCAAGGAGAGUCAAAAAGGCCCACGUCGACAGUUGCAGUGAUGGUUUUAAUGGGAGACGCCGUCCAUAACUUCGCCGAUGGCGUUGCUAUUGGCGCCGCGUUCUCGUCAAGUUUGGUCCUUGGCUUGUCCACAACUAUUGCAGUGUUCUGUCAUGAACUUCCACAUGAGUUAGGGGAUUUUGCAAUUUUAAUUGCGAGUGGAGUAUCGUUUGUUCGUGCACUAUUGCUGAAUGUUCUUGUUUCCCUUACGGCUUUGAUUGGGUUGUACGUGGGUUUGGCUAUUUCCGAUGACGAAAUAGUAAAACAGUGGAUCGUUGCCGUCGCAGCGGGAUUAUUCAUAUACAUUUCACUUGUGGAUAUGAUGCCGCAGUUGUUACAGAGAUCCAAACACGAAAGAAGAGAUUUUUUUCUAAACAAUGUCGGAAUACUGUUAGGUGCCGGAGCCAUGCUUCUUCUUGCAGUAUUUGAAGAAAAGAUCAAAGUUUCAUUGUGAACAUUUCUAUUUUAUUUUACAUAAUACUUUAUGUGAUAUUAGUGAACACUUUUUAGUUUGAUCUGUAAUCUUACAUGAUACAUUAAGUUAUCAAGAGCUAUUUGCCAAAGACACUGUACAUCGAAAAAAUAUACGCAAGAAUAACCCCAUGCUUCAUACAUAUGCGUUAUAGAGGUCUUACUAAUGAAUGACAUGUCUACUAUAUUUUACACGCAUUUUCAUAAACUUCACAAUAUACCGGUGUUUAUAGAUUUAAAGUAUAUGAUAGAUCUAACAAUUAAUUAUGUCUAUGAAAUUAAUAUGUUCAUCUUCAUUUUCUUGUAUCAGUAUGGUAUCAUUAUGUACAGUAAGGAGAACAAUUAUAAUUGAUAUUCGUACUCUAUAUCAUUCCAUUUACAAAACAUAUAAUGUAAUAACUAACACAUAUUUGUUAUUUACCAUAUGUUGUAAUCUACCAUACUGCACGAAAUUAUAUUUCUUGUUCUUUUGUGUGUUGGAUAUCAUGUCGAAAUAUUUUUCCUGCUUAAUAGAACCUUUUAAUCAUCAUUAAAUAAAUACGGACUAGAA
Messenger RNA from Ruditapes philippinarum (Manila clam), 2857 nucleotides. Its product is annotated as zinc transporter ZIP4-like. Gene Ontology annotation, molecular function: zinc ion transmembrane transporter activity. Lineage: Eukaryota; Metazoa; Mollusca; Bivalvia; Venerida; Veneridae. The record is from RefSeq and is a predicted model, not a curated record. Gene Ontology annotation, cellular component: membrane. Gene Ontology annotation, biological process: intracellular zinc ion homeostasis; zinc ion import across plasma membrane. The transcript has 15 exons. Bases 113 to 2290 code for a protein of 725 amino acids.